CGCCAUCCACGCCGUUCGGGGUCUCGCAAAGCACGAAUUAUACCGUUCCCCCCCCACUUGUCUAAUCUCCGAGCUUGUUUCCUACAAUUCAGCGUGCAUUCUUGAAUAGUGCUAUAUAUUAUAGUCGGCGGCCGUCGCCUAUUUUAUACUCAGCAGCUUGGCAACUUUUCUAAACCACGCCGUCGGCAGUACCCGCCUAAGGAACUAGCGACGCUUUUGUUUUUCUACCCCAGAAUCCCAAAGCUUCAUUUUUGCCUUCUUCAGCCUUCGUCCCCCUUGCUUGAAGAGAUCGUCGCUUUCUGCUCUCCAGAAAUGACUACACCCGGCGAAAGUACUCGCCCGUCUCAGGACACAGACAAUGUCCAUAUACUUGCAGAGAAGCUCUCCCCCCCGGCAGGAACAGAUACCUUCUCUGGUGAGCACCCUGAGACGGACACAGCCAGAUCAUCUUCGCCGUCGCAACAUUUGAAAGAUGAUGAUCCAGCAGAGACAACCCCUGCCGAGAACCCGCUAGAUCGGGUGCCUUCCCAGGCCCACACGUUGGGAAAGAGGAAUAUCGCGGUUGUGAUGGCUGCCCUUUGCCUCGUCCUAUUCCUCGCAGCCCUAGACAUGACAAUUAUCUCGACCGCUCUGCCCACCAUGGCCGCUCAUUUCCAUGCCUCUGAAAGUGGAUAUUCGUGGAUGGCUUCCUCGUACUCGCUAACCAAUGCAGCCUUUGUCCCGCUAUGGGGCAAAGUCAGCGAUAUCUGGGGCCGCAAGCCGGUCCUUCUCAUCGCCAACUUCGGUUUCCUUAUUGGCAGUUUAAUCUGUGGGCUUGCAAUUAACCUCCCUAUGAUCCUGGCUGGAAGAGCAAUCCAAGGUGCUGGAGCUGGCGGAAUUAUAACGCUCGCGAAUAUCUGUGUUUCAGACUUGUUUAGUGUUCGGGACCGACCACUCUACUACGCGCUUUUUGGCUCUACAUGGGCGGUUGCAGGUGCUUUGGGCCCAUUGAUUGGUGGCGCUUUCACCACCAGUGUUACAUGGCGCUGGUGUUUCUAUCUGAACUUGCCAAUUGGCGGCCUCUCCUUCGCCACCCUUAUUUUCUUCCUCAAGAUUGACUCGCCGAAGACCCCUUUUCUCGCUGGUCUCAAGGCUAUCGAUUGGUCAGGUACGCUUCUCAUUGUCGGAGCGACGCUCAUGUUCCUCUUUGGCCUUCAAUUCGGUGGAAACAACUAUCCUUGGGCUUCUGCAACCGUCAUCUGCCUCAUCAUAUUUGGCAUUGCCACCUACGUCCUCGCCAUGCUCAACGAAUGGAAAUUCGCCCGAUAUCCAGUUAUCCCCAUUCGACUCUUCAGCAACUGGCACAACGCACUCGUUCUUCUCAUUUGCUUCUUACAUAGUAUGGUCUUCAUCGCUGGCGCCUACUACCUCCCUCUCUACUUUCAGAGCGUGCUUCUUGUAACCCCCGUCCUAAGCGGUGUCUACAUCCUUCCUCAAGUCCUCAGCCUGUCCUUCACCUCCGCAGGCACCGGGGUCAUCAUCAAGAAGACCGGCCGCUAUCAUGAGCUUGUUGUCGUUGCCUUUGUCUUCCUCACCCUCGGCUACGGCCUUUUCAUCAACCUCCAGUACUACGCUUCCUGGCCCCGCAUCAUCAUCUUCCAGCUCAUCGCCGGUUUUGGUGCCGGUCCGCUCUUCCAGGCGCCCCUUGUCGCGCUCCAGGCUAACGUCCACCCUUCCGAUAUGGCUGCUGCCACUGCAACCUUCAACUUCCUCCGACAACUAUCCGCCGCCAUCUCCAUCGUGAUCGGUACUGUCAUUUACCAGAACAUGCUUGCCAAAAAGAUGCCUUCUAUCCUCGCAGCUGUUGGUCCGGAAGACGCAGCUAAAAUUGCCCACUCCUUCUCGGGCUCGCAGAGCGAUCUCGUUCGUAGCCUACCCAGCCCCGAGAAAACGGUGGUUUUGAAAGCCUUCAAUUUUAGUCUCAGCCGCUUAUGGAUCUUUUACACAGCCGUAGCUGGCGUUGGUCUCAUUGCUAGUCUCUUCGUCCGCCCUGUGGUGCUUAGUAAAACCCACACCGCGGCCAAAACAGGUCUUGCGGAACAAGAGCGCGCAAGAAAGGAGAUUCUGACUGCCCAGGCUAAGGAGCGUGGAUCGCACCCUGAGUCGAAGGAGGCCGUAUAGCAUUCCUCUUCUUCUAUUGCAACCCCCCCCCCCUCUUUCCUCCCUCCUUUCUUGUUCUUUUUUCAGUACAUGUAAGCGACCGUUAAUCAUAGACUCAUUUUCUUUUCUUCUUCUCAUUUUGCUUUUCAGCUUGACAUUCCUUUUCUUCAGCUUUUUACACAUUGAUAAUGGCUGCCGGCCCUAAAACAUACCCAAUGCUGAUAAAAGUUGCAGCGUCUUGUCAUUCAAUCAUGGAGAUACCAUUGUAUUUACUUGGGUUGUUUCUAUGAAUUAUCAUACAAAGAGUUAUUAAUGCA
Molecule: messenger RNA, 2456 nt
Organism: Aspergillus ochraceoroseus IBT 24754
Lineage: Eukaryota; Fungi; Ascomycota; Eurotiomycetes; Eurotiales; Aspergillaceae
Exons: 5
Coding region: 313-2160 (615 amino acids)
Biological process (GO): transmembrane transport
Molecular function (GO): transmembrane transporter activity
Source: RefSeq, a predicted model, not a curated record